Molecule: messenger RNA, 3540 nt
Organism: Oncorhynchus nerka (sockeye salmon)
Lineage: Eukaryota; Metazoa; Chordata; Actinopteri; Salmoniformes; Salmonidae
Product: putative ferric-chelate reductase 1
Exons: 10
Coding region: 578-1858 (426 amino acids)
Cellular component (GO): membrane
Source: RefSeq, a predicted model, not a curated record
CAGUUCUCAUAUUUCUUUCACUUAUUGGUCUUUUGACUAAUCAGAUCAGCUCUGAAAAAGAUCUGACUCGUAAAGAUCUAAUGUGAUUGGUCAAAAUAAUAAAUAGUGGGAAAAAACAGAAUUGGGCUGCCUGUGUAAACGCAGCCCUAAUUGGGCCUUGUCAGACAAGCUUGAUGAACCAUGGGUUACAUAAUGUAUUAUAUAUGUGAAGCCUAAUAGUGGAUGGUACAGAACCCAUUAUACACUGAACAAAAAUAUAAAAACGCAACAUGCAAGACUUUCAAAGAUUUGACUGAGUUACUGUUCAUAUAAGGAAAUCUAUGGAUUUCACAUGACUGGGAAUUACAAAAGAAAAGGUAGGGGCGUGGAUCAGAAAAGCAGUCAGUAUCUUAUGUGACCACCAUUUGCCUCAUGCAGGAUGACACAUCUCCUUCACAUAGAGUUGAUCAGGCUGUUGAUUGUGGCCUGUGGAAUGUUGUCCCACUCCUCUUCAAUGGAUGUGCGAUGUUACUGGAUAUUGAUGGGAACUGGAAAGCGCUGUUGUACACAUUGAUCCACAGCAUCCCAAACAUGCUCAAUGGGUGACAUGUCUGUGUCACUCAAUGCUGAUCUUGCCACGAAGUUUAAAGGGUUUCUGUUGGAGGCUAGGGCAUCACAGGAUGGACCUGCCGUUGGCACCUUCACUCUGCUCACUCCCGCUCACAGCCUCCUUCUUGAGUGCAGUGGGAAUCCAGCAGCUGCUGUUACCCAACCAAACAACCAAGCCAAGACAUUCAUCGAAGCCAAGUGGAGAGCACCAUACAAAGGAGUUUUCUAUUUCAGAGUCACAUUUAUUAAAGACAUGAUGAAGUUCUGGAUACCAGAGGCCAUUAAUAUCACCACCUGUCCUACUACUUCUACUACUACUGUCACUCCUACUACUAUCACUACUUCUACUACUACUGUCACUCCUACUACUAUCACUACUUCUACUACUACUGUUACUCCUACUACUAUCACUCCUCCUACUACUCCUGCUAUCACUCCUCCUACUAUUCCUGCUAUCACUAUUCCUGCUAUCACUACUCCUACUAUCCCUACUCCUACUAUCCCUACUCCUACUCCUGCUCUGCACCCAUCUGCACCCUCUACGUGUAUGCUUAUUAGCGCUCUCAUUCGGCCUUCACUCUUGGUCAUGAGUCUUCCAAAAGGCCAGACACUUUGGCAUAAGGGGUUCAAGAUAUUGUGUCCUCUCUCAAUGGUUGCAGCCAUCAUUGCCUUUAUUCUUUUGCUGCUAUGGGAGUCAAUACAAAUAACUCUUGUGGCUGUUGUGGGUGUGGCAAUGGUCCUGAGCUUGGGACAAACGAUUGUUGUUUUUCUACCCUUUGGGCCCAGCCAUGAACUGAGGUCCAUCUGUGAUCUGGUUCUCAGAGUGAUUUCCUUCACAACUGAGGUUUUUACCAUGGUGGCCAUAUUUGUGGGUCUGGAGGAAAUUGAGAAGUGCUGCUCGAUACACUGGCGCAUGAAAGUGAUGGGAGGGUAUGCAGCCUGGGUGGCUCUGUUCUACUUGAUGUUCAUAUACCUCUGUUGCAACCAGAGUUACCAGAGGAAAAGAAUUGGUGACAAAUGGAUUGUGCCAAAGAGAACGUUACCGGUAUGCCUACAGCCUGGAAGGUCUCAAUUUGAAGAUAUGAUGGUUAUUAUGCAAGUAUUUGCAACUGAAGGGGUUUCCACCACCAUACAUUUUACCUACAUAAAAAUAUCCCACCAUGUCGAACGAACAAGUUAUCGGUCGGUAUUUAUAAAAUUGUACCUGAAACUUCCUGUUUCCAUCAUGGAUGUUGUGAUUUAUUUUUAUACAGUACUCUCAAACUGUUGAUGGAAACGUAGUGACUGUCAUAUUUAUUUGUCUACAAUACAGCAACUUGUAGAGCAUUGUUACUCUGAAAGGCAAAUAGUUAACAAUAAAAAUGUCAAAAUUCCUGUCUAAAAUGUGUGCAUACACUAAAGGCGCGUUUACAGUGCCAAAUUUUCUGUUUUAAUAUUUAAUCAGUCAGGUAACUUCCUUAUUCCUUCUGUCUACACUACCACUUCCCCCACCGUUGCAGUUGCUCCAUUGUUGUUCUGUUCCCUUUCCAGAGAACUCUGAAAUAUGACGCUAUCAGCAACCACACAUCUAAACCAGUGGCGGCAGGUUCCGUUUAAGAUUAGGGAUGACUAUUUUUUUUCAUGAGCUUGGCCUUAUUUUUAUUACAGCAUGUUGGAUGACUCAUUCAUAUUCUAUUCACCCAGUUCAAUGUAACAGGUUUAGGCUACUACAUGAUACUCAAAUUUUCCCUAUACCCAUCAUGAUGUUGCUACAACCUAGCCUAUGAAUGAAAGUUUAGGUGCACACAGGUCGAGAGACACAUUUGAGAUGACAGUGACACACUUACCUGCAUCUAGCUGAUAUAGGGUGUAAUCAUUAGUCCAACAGUUGCAAACGAGUUUCUAUUGGACAAAUGCAGGUAUAUUUAUGUGUUCCGUUUGCUUCCCUUUAAGAAACAUUUGAACAGAAUUGGCAGAAUAAAUACACCCCAUAUCAUGCGUAAACACAGUUCACUUUCAUAGCAGCCAUGUUGUAUUUAUCUUGCAUCUAUGCACUCUCCUCUUCCAUUCGCUUGUGGACUUCAAUGCACAACACAUCAGCUGUGUAACCAGGCAAAAAAACCUUUCCAAGCCAAACCGCUAGACACAGUUUACAUCAUUGUCACCAUAUUAGUCAGCAUAGCUAAUAGAACUAACGUGUUAGUAAACCCACUAAUGUUAUAAUCAUGCAGUAACGUUACGGUGUACAGUCAGUAAGCAGUUCCACCAGCGGGCCCAGGUGGCAAUAAAUGAGUAAUACCAAAAAGCUUACCAUGACUUGCAAGAGUUCCAGUGUCAUAGCCAGCUAGCUAAUAUAGCAUCCCUCUGCUUGAGCAGAGUGUUUCAGUAGGAUAAACAAGCUAAGUAAGUGAAACUGAAGAGGAAAAAAAUGACAAUAUUUACAUCUUGCUUCUCCUUCAUUUUUGAAGAAGUUAAUUUGUUAACUUGUUAUGGCUGCAAUCCCACUAACGGGAUAAGUGUCAUCAACAACCACUGAAUAGCAUAGUGCAAUAUAGGAAAACACAGCUUAGCCUUUUGUUAAUCCACCUGUCGUGUCAGAUUUUGAAAUUAUGCUUUACAGCGAAAGCAAUCCAAGCGUUUGUGUAAGUUUUUUUUUUUUACUUUUCUGCUCUUUUGCACACCAAUAUCUCUACCUGUACAUGACCAUCUGAUCAUUUAUCACCCCAGUGUUAAUCUGCAAAAUUGUAUUAUUCGCCUACCUCCUCAUGCCUUUUGCACACAUUGUAUAUAGACUGCCCAUUUUUUUUUUCUACUGUGUUAUUGACUUGUUAAUUGUUUACUCCAUGUGUAACUCUGUGUUGUCUGUUCACACUGCUAUGCUUUAUCUUGGCCAGGUCACAGUUGCAAAUGAGAACUUGUUCUCAACUAGCCUACCUGGUUAAAUAAAGGUGAAAUAAAAAAUUUAAAAAAGUU